Molecule: messenger RNA, 3628 nt
Organism: Artibeus jamaicensis (Jamaican fruit-eating bat)
Lineage: Eukaryota; Metazoa; Chordata; Mammalia; Chiroptera; Phyllostomidae
Gene: IFNAR1
Product: interferon alpha and beta receptor subunit 1
Exons: 10
Coding region: 390-1883 (497 amino acids)
Molecular function (GO): protein binding
Source: RefSeq, a predicted model, not a curated record
UCUUUGUGGCGGGAAAGAAGGAUGCUUCGAUUUUGAGGGGCAGCAGAAAUUCUCCAACUGUGACGAUUCCGAGGCCGUUCUUGGGGCCAGCACCUCCGUUCACAGGAGGGAACCCUCAGGCCCAGCUGCCCAAUUUUAAGGACAGAAGAGAAGCUCCGGAACUCGCCCAGCCCAGCCCACGCUCACCUUGUAGGUCAUGGCUUUCUCUGCCACUCUGAUAUCUGAAUGCAGCCCCCACAAAAUGACAGAGCUUCCAAGUAACUCUGCGCCAGAACGAAUCCUUCUGUGAAUGAUAACGUGGUGAACCGCAUCGGCAGCGUGGAAGGUCAUGCGCUGGAAUGUCAGCAGCACAGCCACUCACGUAGAAGAAGCAACAAACUAGGUUUAUAAUGUUCGAGACGAAUAAUUGGAUGAAAUUGCCUGGGUGUCAGUAUAUUGCCAGUACCAACUGCGACUUUUCUUUACUCGACACGAACAUAAAUGUCUAUGACGAAAUUAAAUUGCGUAUAAGAGCAGAAGAAGGAAACAGCACUUCUCCAUGGCACGAGCUGGACGCUUUUAUACCACAGCAUGAAGCUCGAAUUGGCCCUCCGGAGGUGCAUUUAGAAGCUGAAGAUAAGGCGAUAAUAGUAAGCAUCUCUCCUCCUGGAGGAAAAGACAGUCUCAUGUGGGCCAUGGACAAGUCCAGGUUCAACUACAGCGUAGUCCUGUGGAAGAGCGCUUCAGACGUUCAGACAUUCCAUACUGUGUACCCCAGAUACCGGAUAAGCCCCCUCUCCCCCGAGACUACCUACUGUGUGAAAGUGAAGGCGAGGCUUCUGCUGCAGAGGAGGCCUUCCGUGGAGAGCCCCCUGCGCUGCGUGAACACCACCGUAGAAAAUGCUGACCGACUGCCCGCACCAGAGAACCUGCAGGUCAGCGGGAAGGAUCAGGUCUACGUCCUUCAGUGGAACUACACCCACGAGAACGUGACUUUCCAAGCGCAGUGGCUCUCCACCUACUGGAAAAAGACUGCAAACCACGAGGCGAAGUGGGCCCCGGUGCGGAGCUGCGAGAACGUCAGAGCCGCGCAGUGCGCCUUCCCCCGCAGCACCUUCUCCAGGGGGCUCUACUUGUUCCGCGUGCGCGCCUCCUGCGGGAACCGCACGUCCGCGUGGUCCCAGGAGAAGGAGUUCGACACCGAGAGCCAGGCCGCCGUCCCCCCUCCCCUCACGGUCUUGAAGGCCGUCAACAGCAGCUCGCUGCGCGUCUUCGUGGGCCCGCAGAGCAAGGCUGGGCACCAGCGCUACCUGCCAACCUACGAAAUUGUUCUUUGGGAACACACUUCAAACGUGGAGAAAACAAUUACGGAGGAAAGGGCUGACUUCAUUAUUCCGAACUUGAAAGCGCUGACCGUGUACUGCGUCAAGGCCAGGGCGCUCCUGCACACCCGCAAGUGGAACAGCAGAAGCGAGUUCGGCGACACCGUGUGCGAGAGGACACAGCCAGGAGACUCUCCCAGGGCCUGGCUGACGGCUGUCACCUGCACUGUGCUCGGUGUCACCUUCGCCCUGUGCGCCCUGCAGGGCCUCCGGAGACUGGUGGGCUACGUGUUCUUCCCACACCGCGCACCGCCCUCCGCCAUCGACCAGUACAUCUCUGAACAGUCACUAAAGAACAUACUACUUUCCACUUCCGAGGAGCAAACUGAAAAAUGUUUUAUAAUUGAAAAUAUAGACACUAUCGCCCUAGUAGAAGAAACUAGUCGAACUGGUGAAGGUCACAAAACGUACAAUUCCCAGACCAGUGAGGACUCGGGAAACUACUCUAACGACGAUGACGAGACCAGCGGCAGCAGAGCGAGCGGCGACCUUGGGCAGGAGGGCGCUGCGUGGCGGGAGUGAGCGCCAACCCCGGGGGCAUGGCUGGCCUCCGCCACGGGCCUCGGCCCCUCGUGUCUCCUGGUGCCGGGAGGACGUGUGCUGGUUGGAGGAGAAACAUCCUUGUGUCGUGCGUCCUAAAAACAGGCGAGUGCGUCACCUGUUUACAGAGCAGUUGCAGGAAUCUGGGGACAGGCCUUCCACGUCGCUUCCCCCCGGGGGACGUCUUCAGAGACCUGUCCCGGCCUCGGGGGGUCUUCGUGCACCCACUGGUCGAUGCCGUCACAGCGCUGCUGGGUGCUGCGCUGUCACUGCACAUUGUUCAUCCCGAGGACACAGCCCCGCGUGCCUCAGGAGGUGCUUAGAUGUUGGGUCUUUUCCUUCUGCCACUGACGCAGGCCCUAGGGAGGUUCUCUGGAAACGCUGACGACCACCACCACGGACAAGACUUCCUGAAAGGGUAGCUCGCCCCAGAGGCAUCUCAGGUGCCAGGAACGUGAGACCGGGCGUUUCUCAGAGGACUCGUGCCAAGCGCGUGGGCUCUGUCCGGCGUCGCAGCUCCCUGAGCUUGCGAGGCUCAGGGCUCAGACCAGGUUCUCCCUGCGGUCACCCAGAAGCCUGAUUCCGCCCGAGGUGGAGCGACAGAUCAGAAUGUGCAGUGGGGUGGAGUGAAGAGGUCAGUGGCAGGGCCUUGGCUGCAGACAAUGUGAGCCGAGGAAAUCUCGGUUGUGGCAGCUAAGAGGCGCCGCUGACAUUGGCCCCUGAGACGUGGGAGCGCGUCUCCAGGGUUGGAGAUCCCAGUGGCUGUCAAGGAGCGGUGUCUGGGCCUCGGUAGCAGCACACAGGAUGCCCCGGGCUCGCUGGCCGUGGGGACGGGCGCACGCAGGAUGCCCCGUCUGCCGCAGCCUCGCUGGGCGCUUGUCCAUGGGCCAGCGGGCCUUUUCCUGAGACUCUGGACUUGGGGGCACUGGUGGCCUGUCUCAAAACUAUCGCGCUGAUGGCUCUUGGCAUGGAUAGAUGUAACCUAAGACUUUGUGUGAAAGAUUUACAUUGUUGCAGCCAGCACUACUGCGAUUAGUAUUAACAUAGAAGGUAGACGAGUGUCUCAGAGGCGUGCUCAGUGGCACGGUCUGCUGUCAUGGCCAUGCGCACUUAACGCCCACACGCACUGUGUGGCCCAUGGCCCAUUACAGGGCCACGAAGCACCGAGCCUAGGUUCUCCUCAGAGCAUUAGAAAUGCUGUUCAGAACAGCAUUUGACCAGAACUUCGCAACCUACAAAAGUUAUUUUACAAACAGCAUUAGAGUUCUGUGUCUUUUACCCGGCCUGCCAUCUCGAAAGCAGCGUCUGGUAGCACCUAAGAAUCAGAGAAUGCACUGAAACUUCCCUUCUUACCCCUCCUUGCAGCCCGUGACUGCCUGGCGUGUUACUUGUUUGCUGGGUCUGAGGUCUGACUGCCCCCACGAGCCCCCGCGCUCUGGGAGAGCAGGUGUCUCCCGUGUCCGCGGGCCCAUCCCCGGCCCUGCCCUGGUGCGGAGCCCAACACUGUGUAGGUGCGGGAAACGGUGGUCGAGUGUGAGAUGCACAGUUUGAUGUGAGUGAGUGUUUCUGAUGGUGUCUGUGUGUUCACUGACUUGUAGAAGGACUUGCAGAUGUUUUCCCUGUCUCCUUUGAAAGCCUUUUGUACCGAUAAUUCUGUGUUUUUGUCUUAAACCGUAUUGCUGUAAGUAGUUUUCAUGUUGAUGUAAUAAAACUAGGGGCCAAAAGUC